Centropristis striata (black sea bass) is the source of this 2231-nucleotide messenger RNA. It is a transcript of the gene rab25b, whose product is annotated as RAB25, member RAS oncogene family b. The transcript is spliced from 7 exons. Gene Ontology annotation, molecular function: GTP binding; GTPase activity. The record is from RefSeq and is a predicted model, not a curated record. Lineage: Eukaryota; Metazoa; Chordata; Actinopteri; Perciformes; Serranidae. The coding region runs from base 642 to 1268 and encodes 208 amino acids. Gene Ontology annotation, cellular component: recycling endosome. Gene Ontology annotation, biological process: exocytosis.
UAUGUUCUGUGGUGACUGCUUGGUGUGAGAGGCUUCAAAAAAACAAGUCUCCCUACUGAAAUAGGCUCUGGAUAGUUUAUUCUCAAAUGAAGAGGAAAUGUUUCGAUCUCCAGGAUCUUCUUCAGGCGAAGAAAUGGAGUGAGAGAAACAGACAGGAAAGGCAGGAGAGAGAGAGAGAGAGAGGAUGACAGGCAGCAAAGGAGCAAAUCUGAGGCAGCUGCGGUAAGGAGGCGCCUGGCAGUCCCUCUCAGCUGUACCUGUGAGUCGCCCCACCUGUCCAACCUGCUCUGCACCGUCUCUGUUACUAAGACACACCUCCGCAGCUGCCCCACCACUCCCUGACACAAGCCCCGCCUGCUGCAGCGGAGCAACCUGGAUACACUCAGCAUGUCUUGUUCAAACAAGCCAGCUUUCUAUUAACUCAGAUAGGGAAGGGUAGUGAAGGGCGGAAAAGUGGCGACUGGCAUUCAUGUGUCAAAACAUUUUUUGCAGCCAUUUUAUUUCCUGAAGCCUGAGUAUCUGAGGGGCAGGCUGGUUUGUGGUGUGAGUCAGUGUCAUCUUACAUCCUGCAACAGCAACGGUCUGAGAGUGCUGAGGACACGGCAGUAAACUGAGGGGCUGCAACACUGAAUGGACAGAAUAUGGGGUCAGAUGAGGCCUACAACUUUGUCUUUAAGGUGGUUCUAAUAGGAGAAUCUGGUGUAGGAAAGAGCAAUCUGCUGUCCCGCUUCACCAAAAACGAGUUCAACCAUGACAGUCGCACAACCAUUGGAGUGGAGUUCAGCACGCGGACAGUGCAGCUCAACAGCUUUACCAUCAAGGCCCAGAUCUGGGACACAGCGGGGCUGGAGCGAUACAGGGCCAUCACUUCUGCGUAUUACAGAGGUGCUGUUGGUGCCCUGCUGGUCUAUGACAUCACCAAACACCUGACCUAUGAGAGUGUGGAGACCUGGCUGAAGGAGCUGUACGACCACGCCGAUCCUAACAUUGUGGUCAUGCUGGUGGGCAACAAGACUGACCUGGAGUCAGAGAGGUCUGUGCCCAGCGAGGAGGCGAAAGACUACGCAGAAAAGCAUGGUCUUUUGUUUCUGGAGACGUCUGCUUUGGAGUCGACUAAUGUGGAGGCAGCAUUCAACAAUGUCCUAGCAGAAAUUCACAGGAAGGCGAGCAGUAAGGAAGUGGUUCGGGGCUCCAUCAGUGCUAUUAACUUGAACAGCUCCAGAGCAGAAAACACAGAGGAGUCAAAGCCCUGCUGCAGGAACAUCUGAUCACAAGGUUCUUCAGGAGCCCAGGGGCCUCAGGGUGGGUGACCUUCAACCACGACCCUGUGAAAGAGCUCAAUAAGAGGCAGGUGACAUGGCAACCGUGGGUGCUUGGUCUUGGCUUAAAUGCACAAUAUGUAAUUUUCUGCUGCUGCAAAAACAAAAGACACAGUUUAGUGAAGUUGUGAAGUAGCGUGGAAACAUGGGAGUUGUUGUUGCAGUCACCUUCUCUCGAUUAGGAUUUCUUCAGCGCUCACUGUUCAGGAGGUUUUUAUCGUGAGCCGAAUUAUCGGCAGAGGUCUCCUCCUCCCCGUAACAAAUGGACCCACUGAUUAAACCAGUAAAAACACAGAAUAAAGCAGUUUCUCAUUAAAAAUUGAUGUUUCUCCAAUGCUGUUUGGCGGACACAGGAAGUGCUGCAAGCCGAGCUGUUGCUAACAUUUGCUGAGCUUGUUUCUCUGAUAAUUUAAGAUCCAGACAUCUGAUGACUAAAAGCUUUCAUCUGCUUAAUAUAUAGGGUUAAAAUAGACCAAGUUCUAAAAAGUGUAUCAUAAAAAUGUGGUUUUAAACUGCAUAAGAAGUCAGUUUAUGACAGCUUCUGGCAAACAACAGCAAUACAACCAUUACCUUCAUUAAAAUGAAAUUUUUUUUAGGUUUGAGAAUUGCUGAAAACAUAUUGGACAUCUUAACACGGAAAGUUACAUAUUCUACCUUUAAGUGAUGCCUCACUGAAAAUGACUGAUUUACAAGUUGUACAAGCUGCAUGACGGCAUGAUGAUAAAAGAUGAUUUAUUCAUGUGAAUGAAUGUAGCUGGAGACCAACAUCAAUCUUUUAAGAGUCCCUGCUGACUAUUGAACUUAGGUCAAAAAGUAAAACACUUAAUCGUGUUACCUGUAAGAAGAUGUAUUUAUAAUCCCUGCACAGAACUAGAUGCAUCGCGGCAUGUGUAAAUGUUUGUUGUUGUGUUU